UGGGCCGGGGUGGGCGAGAAAUGUAAAGGCAUGCCACAAUAUCCACCCAUUUGCCUAAAGCAGUUACAUCCUCGGCUUGGCAGCUGCCAUCCACCCACAAAGGUUGAAGUCACAGGGAAGAGAAUUCAAUAAAUUAAUUGAUAGGAAAAGAUGGUUAGAUCACGAUCAAGAUCACCAAGAUGGAAACGAAGGUCUUUAUCGCCUGCCUUCAGGAGUCAGGAACACAACAGACAAAGGCACAAUCAUAGCAAUUAUGACUGUGAAUACAAAGGUUUCCGGAAAGAUGCAAAGAAGCCUAUGCCGUGGAGAGUGGAAGAUGGGAAAUAUGGACAAGCCAGUACUAGAUAUGCACCACAUGACACUAACCACCACCGACUUUAUGAAUGUAGGUCAUAUUCACCAACUCUGAAAAGAAUCCCUUCGGAAGAUAUGUACAGUCACAAACCUUGUAGGACACAUUCACCAGAAAGGAAUGCUGAUAUCGGAAGAUGCCACUUUCCUUCCAGAUAUCCAGAAAUGUCUCGCAAAGAACACAACCAUUCUUUUUAUCCGUCCAAAACACGUGACAGAGAGAUGCAUGAAGACCCCCGAGCUGCUGCUGGAAAUACAAAAGGGAUGAAGACUUUCCAUGAGCCAUUAGGAACUAACUUUGAAAGGAAGUGGAAUGAAAAUGACUUGAGGCACCACCAGUUACAAGAAGACAAGUAUACUCAAUCACCUCGAAGAUGUUCUAGUGAAUUUAUGCCAAGGAGCUCUUUGCAGAAGAGGUAUCCUGAAGAUCGUGAUAACAGAGAAUAUGGGCACACGUCUAAAAGGGCUAAAGAAUUGGAGAGGUAUGAUGAUAGAGAAGUAGCAAGUAAUUCCAAGUGGAAGCAAGAUCAUUCUUCACUCAACCAAGAAAAGGGAGAGCAAAGAAACCCUGGUCUUCAAACCCAUCGGCCUGUUGUAAAGGAGUACAGUGAUAGCUGUCAAACAAAGAUUACAUAUGACUAUAGUCAGAAACGUCAUAGACAUCCAGAUGGAGGGAAAUAUAUAUCUGAUGAAAGAGCAGAGAAAUAUACGAAGCUGGAAGAGAAGAAAUAUAAUUCUCCUAAAGAAGCUUGGAAUAGCAAAUAUUCAAAUUACUAUAACAGUGAAAGAGUCCGGCACACAGAAGACCCUCAUACAGAAGCAUCAGUUAAAUAUAUUUCGGGAAAAGGCUGCAAUUCAUGUGUUAAAUCUCACAAAAGUGAUGCUGAUCUUUUACCCUUUGAUCAAAAAGAGAAGGAAAGACUCAGGAAAGAAAUGGAUUUUAGGGGAAGGAGAGACCAGCAUGACACUCACCACAAAAUCUCAGAUGUAAAAGUGUCUGAUGUCCACCACACAAGAAAGGAAAAACUCACAGUCAAAGUGGAUAUGAAGAAAACCAUAAAUAAAUACAGGAGCGCGUCUAGUCAUAUCAUGGAGAGGCAGACAUCAUGUGAUCUAGUAGCUGUGGGUAGAAAAACUGAAAAAUUCCAUCCAGUGUUUGAGCAUAUAAAAUCUGUGACGCAGAAGGUAGAACAAAACCCAUCAAAAGAAUUUGCUCAGGAAAUCAUCACAAUUAUCCAUCAAGUUAAAGCAGAUUACUUUAAAUCUCCUGAUCUAACGUUACAUGAGCGUUUCUCAAAAAUAGAAGAUAAGCCAUUGGCAAAUGAAGUUAAAAGACAUUCAAAUCCAGAAAUUCACAGGAGAAUCGAUAUGUCUUUGGCCGAACUUCAGAAAAAAAGAGCUGUUCCAUGCAAAUCUGAGCAGAGCGUGAUGAGAGUUCUAGAAGAUCCAAAUGAUCUAAGAUAUGACAUUGAGAGAAGAAGAAAAGAAAGAUUGCGGAAUGAAGAUGAGAACAAUUUUUAUAUUGAUGGUGCAUCGCAUAGGGAUGAACAGAGUAGUAGCUUUCCAAAAUUACGAAACACUCAAAUGUAUGGAUUCCAAAAACCUGGGAGAUUCCUAAGACCGCCUUUCAGGAAGUUUAUUCGGAAGCCUCACAUGAAUCAUUAUUAUACUUCAAAAUCACAUGGUGAUAUUGCACAUGAUCGGUUUGAAGACAAUACUGAACAUCAUGAAACAUUUCGAAGACCCUUCAAGCCCCACUUUAGUGAUGGUCGGCCCCACUUUAAAUCAAACUUAGUACAGAAGGGUUUAUACAUACAGGCUAAAUACCAACGAUUACGUUAUGCUGGGACAAGGGGAUUUACCACUAACAAAUUUAGAGGAGGAUUUUUGAGGAAAGAUAAGGGCCUGGAAAUCUGAGCUGCAGUACUGAAGGCGAUAUCUCUGAUUGUGAUAAUCGUUGCAAGGGAGCAUCCGAUUGCAUUUGUCAAGAACUGAAAUGGGAAAAGCAAAACUAAUACUUUAAUUUUUCUUGAUAAAGAUAAUUUUAUUUUUCAUUAGUGGGAUGUUGCAGAACUUUUUUACAGUUUUAAUAAUGGCUUUUCGAAUACAGUUUUCAACUGAACAUUGUAGGGUUGCUCCUUUUACUUCCUCUUGCCGGCAAGUCAGAGAAAAAAAAACCCUGAAGGGAGUCUUUAUUUAUUGAAUAUUUCCCCCUCACUCUAAGCAUGGUUUUAUUACUAGACAUUGAGUUGUUAUACACAGAAGUUUAUAUGUUUAAAGUUUAUUUGCUUAUAUAAUAAAAAUCAAAAAGUGCCCAUUGC
Podarcis muralis (Common wall lizard) is the source of this 2672-nucleotide messenger RNA. The record is from RefSeq and is a predicted model, not a curated record. NCBI's taxonomy places the organism in Eukaryota, Metazoa, Chordata, Lepidosauria, Squamata, Lacertidae.